AAAAAAAAAAAAAAAAGAAGGAGAAAGACAUCAGAAGCUGUAAUUUGUUUUAAACACUCUUUUGUCUGCUCCUACUCCUGCCUGUUCCUUAGCCACCGCAACACCUCUGUUAAGCUCGUCUUCUGUUUCUCCACUGUUAUCAUCAGCUGUCGCAAACGCAGGAUGGCUUAAAACGCAUUUCAGAAGCUGCGUUCCUCUCAAGGCGUUUGUGAGCGGUAAGUGUCCUAAAGGCGUUUCAUCGUUAAGCUCCCACUUGAAUUCGUCAGGAAACGCUCUGUAAUUGUAUUGAACAACCUCUGUGUCAAGAAGCUUCAUCCACUCAACUUUAACGAAGAAUCUUGUGAAAUCUUUCUUCACUUUUAACCAGAUUUUGCGUUGCACGCUGUAUCCGAAUCUACCAUCACUGUGUUUAAUCCAUAGAUUGUCGAUAGCUUGAAGAUCUUCGGGGGAGAUUGUUUUCACCUCGGAGAAGAAAACGUAGCCACGUUUCACGGCGGCUUCUCCGGAUAUCUGAAUGAGUAAUCUCCGUGUCUCCUCGUCGGCUUGUCUGAAGUUUUGAUUGACGAGAUGGUUCUCCAGAACGUCGAAUAUGGUCGCGGUUUCGGCAGUUGUGGCGGAGGCGUUUGUGGUUGAAACGGCAGAUACGGCGGUGGUGGAGGAGGAGGUGGAAGAAGCAGAGCAGAUUAGUGAGAAUGUUGCGGCGGAAGUGGGUUGUUUGAGGGAAAGAGAAGUUGGUCCGAAGUGAGAUUGGCAAUGGAGAUUGUUGCGGUGGUGUGUGUAAGAAGGAGAGGAGUGGUGGUGGUGGUGGAGAGAGUUUGUGGUCGCCAUUGAUGGAGAGGAAGAGAGAGAAGAGUCACGUCAGGGGAAGAUAGAGAGUGAAGUUGGAGAGGUUAAAGAAGAAGAGAAAGAUAAGGUGUGUGGAAAAUCAGGAACUACUAAGCGGGGUCGAUUCUGAUUGGUCACUUAUGGCUCAGGAUCAACAUAGAACUCUGAUGGCGCCAUCUUUGAAGAAGAGCCGUCGAUGAUUUUUUCGUCAUUGAGACUUAUAUAAAACAAUCACUGAGAGCGAUUUUUCAAAAUUCUUUACGCCGGGAUCAAGUAGAGAAAAGUAAUCGAAGGUUUUGUUAGUGCUGGCAGUCACCGUCGCCAUUUUUUGAAAUUCUUAGAUCGAAACUGUUUGGCGGGAGUUGUGAGAAACGGUGGCGAUUGACGAAGAACUUGUUAUAAGGAGUUGGGUUUUGGUAGAUUGUGGUGAUUCUUCGAUCGGAGGAUAAGGUGUUUGAUUGAAAGAGCAGAUUGAUUAAGGCGUGUUUUGGGGCUGAGGAAAUGGGUCGCAGCAGUUCGAAGAAAAAGAAGAAACGAGGAGGUAGCGGAAGAAGGGGUCAGCUGAAAGACCAUGGAUCUAAUGCUGAUGAAGAUAAUGAACUUCUAUCUGAGGAGAUCACUGCUCUCUCUGCAAUAUUUCAAGAGGACUGCAAAGUUGUUUCUGAUUCGCGUUCGCCUCCGCAAAUAGCAAUCAAGCUCAGGCCGUACUCAAAGGACAUGGGAUAUGAAGACACCGACAUAUCUGCUAUGCUUAUAGUUAGGUGCUUACCAGGAUAUCCUUACAAGUGCCCCAAGCUUCAGAUUACUCCAGAACAAGGGUUGACAACAGCUGAUGCUGAGAAGCUUUUAUCUCUUCUCGAGGACCAGGCAAAUUCCAAUGCUCGUGAAGGUCGGGUUAUGAUAUUCAACCUGGUGGAGGCUGCUCAAGAGUUUUUAUCAGAAAUCAUUCCGGAAAGUCAUGAUGAGGAAUCUGUUCCAUGCUUGACUGCACAUCGAAGCACUCAGUUCAUUGAGCAACCUAUGCUUUCAAAUAUAGCAAAAUCCUGUUCUGGUGGACCUUUUGUGUAUGGUUUUAUAGACCUAUUUAGUGGCUUGGAAGAUGCAAGAAAUUGGAGUCUGACUCCAGAUGAAAAUAGGGGAAUCGUAUCUUCAGUACAAUCUCACCCACUAGACACUUCAAGAAUUUUGCAUCAGAAGCCAGACAAGAAUCUGAAGCGAUUUGAAGACCAUGCUAAAGAAGAAGUUGCACUGCCUGCUCCCAUUGCCAAACUGAAUACUGUUCAAGAGGAGAAUGUUGAUGAUACAAGCAUCUCUUCUUUUGACUCAAGUAAAUCUACUGACGAUGUGGAAUCUGGAUUAUUCCAAAAUGAGAAGAAGGAAUCAAAUCUUCAAGAUGAUACAGCUGAAGAUGACAGCACUAACUCCGAAAGUGAGUCGCUGGGGUCAUGGUCUUCUGAUUCCUUAGCUCAAGAUCAAGUGCCUCAGAUUAGCAAGAAAGAUCUGUUGAUGGUCCAUUUACUUCGAGUAGCUUGCACUUCCCGAGGACCUUUGGCUGAUGCAUUACCUCAGAUAACUGAUGAACUGCAUGAGCUUGGUAUAUUGUCUGAAGAAGUGUUGGAUUUAGCUUCCAAAUCAUCUCCAGACUUUAAUAGAACCUUUGAACAUGCAUUCAAUCAAAACAUGGCCUCAACCAGUGUUCCUCAGUUUUGGGAGCCACCUUCUGAUUCUUGCGAGCCAAAUGCAUCACUCCCAAGCUCGCGAUAUCUCAAUGAUUUUGAAGAGUUGAAACCCCUUGGCCAAGGUGGUUUCGGCCACGUUGUGUUGUGCAAAAAUAAACUGGAUGGAAGACAAUAUGCAGUGAAGAAAAUUCGACUGAAGGACAAAGAGAUACCUGUCAACAGUCGGAUAGUUCGAGAAGUAGCAACACUUUCCCGUUUGCAGCAUCAGCAUGUUGUACGUUACUAUCAGGCCUGGUUCGAAACAGGAGUUGUUGAUCCCUUUGCUGGCGCAAAUUGGGGAUCAAAAACUGCAGGGAGUUCAAUGUUCAGCUACUCAGGUGCAGUGUCAACUGAAAUUCCUGAGCAGGACAAUAAUCUUGAGUCGACUUAUCUAUAUAUUCAAAUGGAAUAUUGUCCCAGGACUCUCCGCCAGGUUUUUGAAUCAUAUAACCACUUCGACAAAGACUUUGCAUGGCAUUUAAUUCGCCAAAUUGUGGAAGGCUUAGCUCAUAUCCAUGGACAAGGAAUAAUUCAUCGGGAUUUUACACCUAACAAUAUUUUCUUUGACGCUCGGAAUGAUAUUAAAAUUGGGGAUUUUGGUCUUGCAAAGUUCUUGAAGCUGGAACAGUUGGAUCAAGAUGGGGGUUUCUCUACGGAUGUGGCUGGAAGCGGAGUCGAUAGUACUGGUCAAGCUGGUACUUACUUUUACACAGCACCUGAAAUUGAGCAAGAUUGGCCUAAGAUUGAUGAAAAGGCCGACAUGUAUAGCUUAGGGGUUGUGUUCUUUGAACUUUGGCAUCCUUUUGGAACCGCCAUGGAGAGACACGUUAUUUUAACUAACCUGAAGCUGAAAGGGGAGCUACCUCUCAAAUGGGUAAAUGAAUUUCCCGAACAGGCGUCUCUACUGCGGCGUUUGAUGUCUCCAAGUCCAUCUGAUCGUCCCUCUGCCACAGAACUUCUUAAGCAUGCAUUUCCUCCCAGAAUGGAAUCUGAGUUACUGGACAAUAUUCUAAGAAUAAUGCAAACUUCUGAAGAUUCAAGUGUUUAUGAUAGAGUAGUAAGUGUGAUAUUUGAUGAAGAAGUAUUAGAGAUGAAAAGCCAUCAGUCUAGUAGAUCGAGACUCUGUGCAGAUGAUAGUUAUAUUCAAUACACAGAGAUAAAUACAGAGCUUCGUGAUUAUGUUGUUGAAAUAACAAAAGAAGUCUUUAGGCAGCAUUGUGCGAAGCAUCUAGAGGUCAUACCAAUGCGCUUACUUAGUGAUUGCCCCCAGUUUAGCAGGAAAACUGUAAAGCUUUUGACCAAUGGAGGAGAUAUGCUUGAACUAUGCUAUGAGCUACGACUGCCUUUUGUGCAUUGGAUAAGCGUAAAUCAGAAAUCCUCAUUCAAGCGAUAUGAAAUAUCUCAUGUCUACAGGAGAGCAAUUGGCCAUUCUCCACCAAAUCCGUGUCUUCAGGCGGACUUUGACAUUGUUGGAGGCACACUAUCCCUGACAGAGGCAGAAGUUCUCAAGGUGAUAGUAGACAUCACAACCCACAUCUUUCAUCGCGGAUCUUGUGACAUUCAUUUGAAUCAUGGAGAUUUGCUGGAUGCGAUUUGGUCCUGGGCAGGAAUUAAGGCAGAGCAUAGACGAAAGGUUGCAGAGCUUCUUUCCAUGAUGGGAUCCUUGCGUCCUCAGUCAUCUGAGCGGAAGCUAAAAUGGGUUUUCAUAAGGCGUCAACUUCUUCAGGAGUUGAAGUUACCUGAAGCUGUUGUCAAUAGACUGCAGACUGUUGCUUCAAGGUUUUGUGGAGAUGCAGAUCAAGCACUUCCUCGUUUAAGAGGGGCUCUGCGUGCUGAUAGACCUACCCGCAAAGCACUCGAUGAGUUGUCAAACCUCUUAACCUACCUGAGAGUCUGGAGGAUAGAAGAGCAUGUUCAUAUUGAUGUUCUGAUGCCACCAACUGAAAGUUAUCACCGGAAUUUGUUUUUUCAGGUUUUCUUAACCAAAGAAAAUAGCUCUGGGACAUCUAAUGAUGGCGUUUUACUUGCUGUUGGUGGUCGUUAUGAUUGGUUGGUGCAGGAAGUGUGUGAUCGUGAACAUAAAAUGAACCUCCCUGGUGCUGUUGGAGUUAGUCUUGCACUGGAGACAAUAUUUCAGCAUCUUCCUAUGGAUCUAAGGCCUAUUAGAAAUGAAGUCAGCACCAGUGUACUUGUUUGUUCAAGAGGAGGUGGUGGUUUACUGGUCCAGCGCAUGGAACUAGUUGCGGAACUAUGGGAAAAAAGUAUAAAGGCUGAGUUUGUUCCAACACCUGAUCCAAGUCUUACUGAGCAGUACGAAUAUGCAAAUGAACAUGAAAUCAAAUGUCUAGUGAUCAUCACAGAGUCUGGAGUAGCUCAAAAUCAAAUAGAGUUUGUAAAGGUUCGUCACCUUGAACUGAAGAAGGAGAAAGUGGUAGGAAGAGAAGAACUUGUCAAAUUUCUGCUGGAUGCAAUGGCUGUUCAAUUUAGAAACCCCUCUGUUUGGAGCUAAAGAGAGUAAAUAAAGAGCCACUUUUUGCUUGGUGAAAAUAUUAUUUGCCACUCAACAGUCACAAAUUUUGAUCAUUCACAAUCUUAAUGUGCAUAUAUCUUGGUAUUGGUCAGUUACAUUCAUAUGUGUACACUAGCCCAACCUCACAUCAGUUUAAUACUACUGAAACUGAGGGUGCAAAUGGUUAACAUGUAAAUGAAUAUGAUUAGAAAUUUUAGUGGGAUAAAUUGGGAUGGAUAAUGCAUGAAUAAUCAUGGAA
Messenger RNA from Arabidopsis thaliana (thale cress), 5311 nucleotides. It is a transcript of the gene GCN2, whose product is annotated as protein kinase family protein. The transcript is spliced from 29 exons. Bases 1327 to 5052 code for a protein of 1241 amino acids. The record is from RefSeq and is marked reviewed. Gene Ontology annotation, molecular function: protein kinase activity; protein serine kinase activity; protein serine/threonine kinase activity. Gene Ontology annotation, biological process: regulation of translational initiation; cellular response to stress. Lineage: Eukaryota; Viridiplantae; Streptophyta; Magnoliopsida; Brassicales; Brassicaceae. Gene Ontology annotation, cellular component: cytoplasm.